AUGCCGAAUCAAUACAAGCCAAUCCCACCUAUCGAUGAAAUUCAAGAAUAUAUCACCUACUUUUAUCGGUGUCGUCUGAAUGACAAAGAGAUCGCAAAGGAGAUGAAGGAUCACUACGACCAGGAUAAGUAUGGUCUCAGUGUCGCCUCUGUGAAGCGUGUCCGAAAAUCUUUGGGGCUGCUGAGUACGAGGCAGCAAAAGCAUAGUUUGGAUUCCAUCAAUAGGCAAAUCGAAGAGAUUCGUGCACGCUUCCCUACACGUGGGAUUGAGAACAUUCGAAAGUCGUUGCACACUGACUACGGCAUGUUUGUACCAAGGCCCCUGAUUGCCAAAUUUCUCAAACAGACUGAGCCUGAGGCUGUUGAGCAACGCAAGGCUCGUCGGCUUGUUCGUAAGUGUUAUUGGGCAGCUGGCGUGAACGACACCUGGUCUCAGGAUCAACAUGACAAAUGGGGGCGUUUUGGUCUAUGGCUGCAUGCUUGUGUUGAUGUAUUCAGUGGCUACAUAAUUUGGAUCAAGAUCUGGUGGAAUAACCGGAACCCAAGGGUUGUAUGCAGCUGGUACAUUGAUGCUGUUCGCAAGCUUGGUGCCAUUCCGCUGGUGACCCAGAGUGAUCCUGGCACCGAGAACUACGGUGUUGCUAAUGCACAGACCGUCAUGCGCCACUCAAUGGAUCCUUCGCUUGCGGAUACAAUGCAGCAUCGAUGGAUGCAUAAAAAACAAAACAUCAAAGCUGAGAUCGUGUGGUCAUUGCUUCGACACGAUUGGACCCCAGGAUUUGAGAACACCCUAGACAAGGGAGUGAAUCAAGGCUGGUACAAGGCUACUGAUCCAUUGGAGAGCUUACUGUUUCGCUGGCUCGCUAUCCCAUGGCUUCAAGCUGAGCUUGAUUCUUGGAUAGUCAUGCGCAACUUCAAUGCACCUCGUGCGGAUAAGAACAAGGUGCUACCACAUGGGGUACCGGAGAUGGUCUACUCGAAACCAGAGUCCUUUGGUGCGCUUGACUUCAAGAUACCUGUAAGCCCUGAUUUAGUCGACCGAGCUGAGCAGGAUCAUGCUCCUCCUGGGCAUGAAGUACAUGAGCUGGUUCCGCCGAUAUUUGCCGCCCGUGCGCACGAGCUUUACACAAAGCUAGGUAAUCCUCCAGUCACCUCCGCAUCGUUCUGGGAUGUAUACAAGACCAUGCUCUGGGAAUUUUGCAACACACCUACCCCCCUGUCCCAUCCAAUUGCCUCUGUCCUUACCGCAUUCGACGCUUCAAAGCAUGUCGCUCCUCCCGAUCCAGAGAACCCUCUGCCAGAGAACAUUGUGCCAUUGUUGCCUGGACUAAAGGAACUUCGAGCGGGAGACGACAUGGUGGGAGAGCUGCCAGAGGGCUUUCUGUAUAUUGGAGGCCUCUCAAAGCCAAUCAUCCCUCCUAGUAUCGCAGAGGCGGCAGCAAAAUUAACUACAGCGCAGAAGGGCAAAACUAAGGGGUCAAAACAGGGGUCAAACAGUUGA
Pleurotus ostreatus (oyster mushroom) is the source of this 1500-nucleotide messenger RNA. RefSeq lists its product as uncharacterized. Bases 1 to 1500 code for a protein of 499 amino acids. NCBI's taxonomy places the organism in Eukaryota, Fungi, Basidiomycota, Agaricomycetes, Agaricales, Pleurotaceae. The record is from RefSeq and is a predicted model, not a curated record. The transcript is spliced from 7 exons.